GCGAAGGCUGAGUGGAGAUGGCGAUUGACUGAGGCGAGGUGUAUGUGCAUGUAUGAGGUUAUGCGGGAUAUUUGACAUCUAGUGAAUUUGUGUCCUGUUUAAAAAUCAUGUUGGUGGCUACUAGUUGAUGGAAAGCUAUACUCAGAACUAAGUUUCAUUUACUGCACAACAUAAAUCGGAAAUGGGUCCGGUGGCGAACGGGAAAGAUUCAAGCAUGGCCUAUUCCAAUAUUGUGCAACGGGCUCGAGAUGCCUUUAAUAGCGGCCAAACAAAACCAGCAGCAUUUCGUGAAAAGCAGUUGAAACAAUUGUACAAAAUGUAUGAAGAGAAUGAAGGUGCAAUGAUUGCAGCUUUAGCAUCAGAUCUCCGAAAAUGCAAACAAGAGGCCCUUGUCACAGAAGUAGAGUUUCUAAAAUAUGACCUAACAAAUACAUUGAUGAAUUUGGAAGAAUGGAUGAAGCCUGAUAAGCCAGCUAAAGGAUUUGUCAAUUUAAUGGAUGACGUAUUAAUUUUUAAGGAGCCUUAUGGUGUAGUCUUAAUUAUUGGUGCAUGGAAUUAUCCACUGCAGUUAUCUCUGUUGCCAAUGGCUGGUGCUAUAGCUGCAGGUAACUGUGUUGUGCUGAAACCAUCAGAAGUGGCUGUUCGGUCUUCGCAACUCAUAGCUGAGUUACUUCCAAAGUACUUAGAUCAGGAAUGUUACCAUGUUGUUCAGGGUGGAGUACCGGAAACAACUGAAUUGCUGAAAGAACGUUUUGACUAUAUCUUUUACACUGGCUCAACACAUGUUGGUAAAAUUGUGAGAGCAGCAGCCAAUGAACAUUUGACUCCUACCACCUUGGAACUAGGUGGUAAAAGUCCUGUGUACAUUGAUUCCACUGUAAAUAUGGACAUAGCUGCAAAACGUAUUCUUUGGGGAAAGUGCAUCAACGCUGGUCAAACUUGUAUAGCACCUGACUAUGUGCUAUGUUCUAAGGAAGUGGAGAGAAAUUUUAUUGCUAAAGCUAAAGAAAUACUCAAAGAAUGGUACGGAGAUAAUCCAAAGGACUCGCCUGAUCUGUGCCGAAUUAUCUCUGAUAGGCAAUUCCAGAGAUUACACGGUUAUCUGAGUAAUGGAAGCAUUGCAGUUGGAGGUGAAACAGAUGCUUCAGAAAGAUUUAUUAGCCCAACUAUUCUCACUGAUGUGAAACCAACAGCACCUGUUAUGCAAGAAGAAGUAUUUGGGCCAAUUCUUCCCAUAAUAAAUGUGGAGAGUGCUUUUGAUGCGAUAAAGUUCAUCAAUAGUCGCUGGCAUCCAUUGACACUUUAUGUAUUUACAACUGACAAGUCGAUACAGAAGUUGUUCAUGGAUCAGACAAGAAGUGGCUCAGCUUGCAUCAAUGACACAGUGAUGCAGUUUGCUGUGGAAACCUUGCCCUUUGGUGGAGUUGGACAUAGUGGAAUGGGAGCCUAUCAUGGAGUCUACACUUUCAAUACUUUCACACACAAGAAAAGCUGUUUGGUAAAGGACUUGAGUGCGAUUGGGGAGAAACUUGCUGCGGCAAGGUACCCACCAUAUUCAGAGAAAAAGAUUUCAUCGCUGAGAUUUUUACUGAAAAAACGGAAAGGAAUAAGCUUCAAGUACUUGCCACAUGUUGUCAUGUUUGUUCUGGGUAUUGCAGCAACUGUUGGUGUAACAGAAAUUCUGAAGAGAGAGCCAUCAAGAAUAUUGGGUUACAUCUGGUCGUUGCAGAAAAGAAAGUAGCUGUAAAGUUCUUGAUGACUCCAUGACUUACCCUGAAGGCUAGUGGAAUGGAGUCUGAAUAAAGUACUGCAAAUAACAUCAACCUGUUGUAUGCAGGUUCCAAUUUCUGCAGUUAUUACACAAACAGAUAAUGCUUUGGAUUUGUGAAAGUACUAAAUGUAAAGUGCUAUAACUGCUCAAUUUCUGACUGCUCAGGGGCAGCAGUGUCACCUAUAAAUGUAAAAGAUACAUCCUGAAAGGAAGGUAUUACUGGGAAUGCAUCUCAAGUGGGCUGCAUCUUGCUAUAGAUAAAUUGUUGUGUCUGAUAAAUGUUUUAAAUAUUUGUGUUUUAUGUAAAACUUUGUCUAAAUACAAUAAGAACCCGGGAGCAGCCUUAUAAGAGAUUAGGAAAAGUCUGAAUAUUUGUACUGUACAUUUCUGUAAUGUUCAAUAAAAUUUUGUCUUUUUGA
Messenger RNA from Schistocerca nitens (vagrant locust), 2190 nucleotides. RefSeq names its product aldehyde dehydrogenase, dimeric NADP-preferring-like. Gene Ontology annotation, molecular function: aldehyde dehydrogenase (NAD+) activity. Lineage: Eukaryota; Metazoa; Arthropoda; Insecta; Orthoptera; Acrididae. Gene Ontology annotation, biological process: aldehyde metabolic process. Bases 182 to 1741 code for a protein of 519 amino acids. The record is from RefSeq and is a predicted model, not a curated record. The transcript is spliced from 13 exons. Gene Ontology annotation, cellular component: cytoplasm.